UAUAUUAAGGAGUGGAAUUAUAUGUAUGGUUGUGGUAUCAUCCUUAGCCUCGGGUCACUUGCAAAAUAAUGAAGCACCAGCUCUUUAUGUCAACAAGCCUUCAAUUCCUUUGCAUAAUCAAGUAUUCAUUCCUCCACCAGAACAGCAACAAUUAUUACAAGAAUGCAAAUCGUUAAUUUUGUCACGUCAACAAAAUCCAUCAGAUUUAACUAAUCAAAACCAAAUCACUUAUCUGCAAAAGUUAUCUGAAGCACUUCAACAAAAAUUUGUUACAAAUGAAGAAAUUCAGCAGAUAAGACAAAUGCUUGCUGCAAAUAGAGUAGUUGCAAUUCUUUAUGAUGCAUUGCCAUCUCAAUGUAAACAAUGUGGAAUCAGGUAUGCUAAAGAUUCUAAAAAGAUUGGUAUACACUUGGAUUGGCAUUUUAGACAAAAUCGUAAGAUGAAAGAGAAGGCAAAGAAAGCUCAAAGUAGAAGUUGUAAUAAUAACAACAAUAAUGAUCUUAUCAAUGAAUCUACUGUUGUUGUACCACUUGAUAUUGAAAAAACCAAUAAACCAUGUCCUAUUUGUAAAGAAAAAUUUCAAGUGUUUUGGAAUGAUAAUGAAGAAGAAUGGAUGUUUAGAAAUGCCGUGGAAAUUAAUGAUGGUAUUAUUUGUCAUGCUACCUGUCAUGCUGAUGCAUUAAAGCUUAAUGUUGGUGAUAAUAAAGCAUUUUGA
This is a messenger RNA of Entrophospora sp. SA101, 715 nucleotides long. NCBI's taxonomy places the organism in Eukaryota, Fungi, Glomeromycota, Glomeromycetes, Entrophosporales, Entrophosporaceae. The record is from the annotation of a GenBank genome assembly.